This is a messenger RNA of Rosa rugosa (rugosa rose), 2430 nucleotides long. Its product is annotated as disease resistance protein At4g27190-like. Bases 1 to 2430 code for a protein of 809 amino acids. The record is from RefSeq and is a predicted model, not a curated record. Gene Ontology annotation, molecular function: ADP binding. The transcript has a single exon. Lineage: Eukaryota; Viridiplantae; Streptophyta; Magnoliopsida; Rosales; Rosaceae.
AUGGGUACGAGAAAGGUCCUUGUAAUAUUGGACAAUGUUUGGACACAACUAAAUCUGUGGGAAAUAGGAAUUCCAAUUUCCCGUGAUCCAAAAUGUUGUAAACUUCUAGUAUCAUCACGGAACCAAGAUAUCUUCAAAGAGAUGAAAACCAAAAGGAAUUUCCUCAUUGGUGGUUUGUCAAAACAUGAUGCUUGGAGUUUGUUUAAGAAGGUAGCAGGAGGGUCCAUUGAAAUUGAUCUCGAGCUGCGUCCUAUAGCAGAACAGGUGCUGGCUGAAUGUGGUGGGUUACCAGUUGCAAUUUCUACGGUUGGAGGGGCACUACAAGGUGAAAGCAUUCCAAAAUGGAGAAAUGCACUUAGACAACUAAGAAAGGCUUGCCCAAAAGAUGUUCCAGGAGUUAUAGAGCGUGUGUACGGAAAAAUAGAGUUCAGUUAUGAAUGUCUACCAAGCGAGGAAGCCAAAUCAUGUUUUUUGCUGUGUUGCAUAUUUCCAGAAAGUGAAGAGUUUCCAAUUGAAUUCUUGGUUAUGUUUGCGAUUGGUCUUGGACUUUUUAAAGACAUUGAUUCAAUAUCUGGAGCAAGGGAUUACGUAAUAACAGUGGUUGAAACACUCAAAUGUCGUUCUUUGUUGUUAGACGGCCAUGAGAAAGAUUGGUUUAGAAUGCAUGAUGUGGUGCGUGACGUAGCCGUGUAUAUAGCCUCCAAAGAGUUAGCACAAAAGAAGAGUGAUAAGCUUGAAAGGAGAUAUAUGGAAAGAGGAGGAGUGGAAUUGAACGAUUGGCUCAAGAGCAGUUCACUGAGAGCCGAUAUGAGUACUACUGAGCUUUUAGUGUUGGUACCCACAGAUGAAAUUGAACUGGAGCUGCCAGCCACAAUUUUCGAUGGAAUGGAAAAUCUCAAGGUUUUAAUGAUCGAGUGUUCAAUCCUCCCAUCCCUUUCACUUCUGAAGAAUCUUCAAACACUCAUUCUAGUGGAUUGCUGUCGCAAUAUUGAUGUCAUUGGAGAGCUACGGUCACUCAUGAUACUCUAUUUCCUUGAAUGUGACGACGUCAAACAGUUGCCUGAUACAUUCAAAAAUUUAUCUAAUCUGAGGUUGUUAAACUUGACAGGAUGUACAGAGCUUAAAGUAAUCUCACCAGGUGUUAUAUCGAGUUUAUCUCGUCUAGAAGAAUUGUACAUGUGGGAUAGCUUUGAAGAUUGGGUGGUUGAGAAACUGGGCUCGACAGAAACAUUCAAUUGGAUCUCUCAAUUGGAGGUUGAUGCCCAACCAGAAGAAGCAUCAGACGAAUCAGAAGAAUCUGAGGUUGAUGUCGACAUAUGGAAGAAAUUCAACAGGUUGGCGGUUGAGAAACUAGCCUCAACAGAAACAACAACUGAUCAGGUCUCUCAACGGGAGGAGGAUGAGGAAAGAAGUGAACCAGAGGAACUCGACAGCCUUGGAGAUCUGUUCGCAGAGUAUGUUGAAGAUUUAGAAAACUACGACCAUCGGGCCAACUCUAUGGACUGGAGAGUUGGAUUACUUUCAGAGCUACUUUCCUUGACCCAUUUGACUACUUUAGAAGUGGUUUUACCACCAAUUGAGAUUCUGCGAACCAGCAAGCUAUUUCAUAAGCUUGAAAGAUUUAAGAUCUCUAUUGGAUGGGAUGAGCAUGAGGACUUGGAGGACUUAGAGGGUAACUACUUGAGAGUACAUGAUCUUGAUGCAAGCUCUCUUGCGGAUACUGGACUCAGUUUGUUGUUAAAGAAAACUAACAAGCUCGAGUUGAAAAUGAAGAAUUUGACUGACCCUCUCAAUGUCUUAGAUGUAAACUGCUGUGCAAACUUGGAGUCACUUACCCUCAAAGACUGUGAUUCUCUAGAAUAUCUGAUUGACAUGACUCUUAAGCAAGAUACUCCACGAAGCGUCUUUCUUGUCUUGAAUUAUCUGGAAAUCGAUGGAGCAAGACGGCUGAAAGAGAUUUUUCAUGGUGACCUGCCACUGGGAUCGCUUCAGAAACUAGAAAGGCUAACUUUACAGAAUCUACCUGCAUUGACGACUAUUUGGACUAUUGGAAGCCAAUCUAGAUGGUUGGGAGAUCUGGCAGCUGUCCAUUGCAUAUCAAUACGGGAUUGCCAGUCAUUGGAAGCAAUUUUUGCCUUGCGAGGAUCGGAACAUCAUGUCAAAGAGAUCAACUUCCUUAGUUUGACACGGUUGGAACUUAUAGGUCUCCCGAGCUUCACUGGAAUGAGCAGAAGUACUUGUAAGGGGAUGGAAAGGCAACUGGAAGGCAGCAGUCUCUAUCCCAAUAGUUUGGCCGUUGAACAUUCACUUUUCUCUGACCCCAAGGUAUUUUUCCUUUUAGAAAAGUUGUACUUUGUCACAUCUUUGGAAGUAAAUUUCCAUCUUUUACUUUUUCAAAUUACUAAUUACAAUUUGACUAUCUACUACUAA